AUGUAUAAUAAUAAAGAGAAUAAAGAGCACAAACCGACCAAACAAAAUCAAUUGUCAAUAAGCAGCAAGAAGAAGAAACAAGAUCAAAUAUUGUUAGUUAAUAAUAAUGGUGAGAAGAAGAAACAAGAUCAAAUAUUAUUAGAUAGUGGUGAGAAAGUGAAACAAGAUCAAAUAUUGUUAGUUAAUAAUAAUGUGACAAAAAUAAUUGAAAAUUUAAGAGCAAAAAAUCUAAAAGAAAUCAAAAGCAUAUUAUUGAAUGAUGAAAACAAACCAGUAGUUGGGAGUGUUGAAGAUGCAUUGAAAUUUAAAAUGGAAUUUUAUAAUCAUCUAAAUUCAUUUGAAUUGGAAACACUUGACAGAUUAUUAAGAAAUCAUUUGGUGGAAACAUUAGAACCAGAUGGUCAAUUAAAAAAUGUAUUAAGUAUCAUUGAAACUUAUGAUAUUGAAUCACAAAAAUCACAAAAAGAGUUUGAGAAAUUAAAAUAUUUUGAAUUGUUAAAUUCAAAAAAUUAUGAUGAAGCUUAUAAUUAUUUAUAUGAGAAAAUUAGUGAUGUUGAUAGUAGUGGCAUCGAAUAUUUACUAGAUAUUAACAACUAUAUCAAAAAUACUAAUAACUAUAAUCUGAUUAAUAAGAUGAAUGAAUUAAUUAUCAGUAAAGAUAUUGCGAUUAAUGAGGAAAUAAUCAGAUACAUACUAAUGGGAUAUUUUGAAUCGCACAAGUUUGAUGAACCUUUGAAUUUAUGGAAUAAAUUAAGAGAAAUGAAGGUUAUCAAAUUAAAUAGUUUGUUGUACAGUGAAAUGAUUCGAGGAUUUUCAAUGAAGAAUCAUUUGCAACCAGUUGAAAAACUGUGGAAAGAAAUGAAAUCAGAUAAAGUUGAACCAAAUCUUCAAAUUUAUUCCAGCUUGAUGGAAAUUAAUUUUAAAUUGGGAAAAGUUGACAAAGCAAUUGAAAUCUUCAAAGAAUCAAAUAAUUUAAUUAAUAGUGGCGGUGUUAGUGGUGCUGGUGCUGACGGUAAAGAUACUGCUAAUAGUAGUACUACAAGUAGUGGCAAUCAUAGAAUCAUUAGUGAUAGUUAUUUAAUUAACCAGAAACUAAUCAAAGGACUUUUGAUGAAUAGAAAACAGGAAGAAGCACUAAGAGUUUAUAAUUAUUUGAAAGAUAAUCAUUUCGAUAAUAGUAAUCGUAGUGGUGGUAGGAGUAACUAUAACAAUCUUCGUAACAAGAAUAGAAAUAUUAUUAAUUAUAGUUUAAUGAUUAAACGUGACAUUAAAAAUAAUGAUCUUGAGAAAUUAAAUCUCACAUUGAGUGAAAUGAAAUCUGAAAAUAUUUCUUUAACUUUAUAG
Entrophospora candida is the source of this 1344-nucleotide messenger RNA. The record is from the annotation of a GenBank genome assembly. NCBI's taxonomy places the organism in Eukaryota, Fungi, Glomeromycota, Glomeromycetes, Entrophosporales, Entrophosporaceae.